Ochotona curzoniae (black-lipped pika) is the source of this 6399-nucleotide messenger RNA. RefSeq names its product dedicator of cytokinesis 6 (gene DOCK6). Gene Ontology annotation, molecular function: guanyl-nucleotide exchange factor activity. Gene Ontology annotation, cellular component: cytosol. Gene Ontology annotation, biological process: positive regulation of GTPase activity; small GTPase-mediated signal transduction. The record is from RefSeq and is a predicted model, not a curated record. The transcript has 49 exons. NCBI's taxonomy places the organism in Eukaryota, Metazoa, Chordata, Mammalia, Lagomorpha, Ochotonidae. Bases 1 to 6234 code for a protein of 2077 amino acids.
AUGGCGGCCUCCGAGCGCCGCGCCUUCGCACACAAGAUCAACAGGACGGUGGCCGCGGAAGUUCGGAAGCAGGUGUCCCGGGAACAUAGUGGCUCCCCGCAUGCCAGCAGGCGCAGCAGCACCGCCCUGGGGGUGCCCUUGACGGAGGUUGUCGAGCCCUUGGACUUCGAAGAGAUGGUGAGCCGGCCACUGGCCUCUGAGCCCGGGCCCCUCCGAGACCUGCUGGAGUUCCCUGCGGACGACCUGGAGCUGCUGUUACAGCCCCGGGAGAGUCGGACCACCGAGCCUGGCAUCCCAGAAGAUGGGAAACUGGACCGGCAGGUUCAGGCUGCCGUGGACAUGUACGCCCAGGACUGGGUCAUCGUGCACAGAAGCUACCAGCGGCUGAGCGCGGCCUACAGCCCCAUCACCACCGAGUCGCAGCGGGAGCGGCAGAAGGGCCUGAGCCGGCAGGUCUUCGAGCAGGACAUUUGCGGAGACGAGAAAGGCGGCCCCGAGGACGCGGACGACUCCCGGCGCUGUUCCGGUUCCCUGGAAGACGCCCCUUGUGGCAGCGGGGCCUCCGGCAUCUUCGACCUCAGGAACCUGGAGGCCGACUCCCUGCUGCCCUCGCUGCUGGAGCGGGAGGCCCCGGAGGAGGUGGACCGGCGCAAUGAGGCCCUGCGGCGGCAGCACCGGCCCCCGGCCCUGCUCACCCUCUACCCAGCGCCCGACGAGGACGAGGCCGUGGAGCGCUGCAGCCGCCCAGAGACCCCCCGGGAACACUUUGGACAGAGGCUGCUGGUCAAGUGUCUGUCACUCAAAUUCGAGAUUGAGAUCGAGCCCAUCUUUGGGACCCUGGCGCUGUAUGACGCACGGGAGAAGAAGAAGAUCUCAGAAAACUUCCACUUCGACCUGAACUCGGACUCCAUGAAGGGGCUGCUGCGGGCGCACGGCACGCACCCGGCCAUCUCCACGCUGGCCCGCUCUGCCAUCUUCUCCGUGAGCCACCCGUCACCAGACAUCUUCCUGGUCAUCAAGCUAGAGAAAGUCCUCCAGCAGGGAGACAUCAGCGAGUGCUGCGAGCCCUACAUGGUGAUGAAGGAGGCGGACGCAGCCAAGAACAAGGAGAAGCUGGAGAAGCUGCGCCUGGCGGCCGAGCAGUUCUGCACGCGCCUGGGUCGCUACCGUAUGCCCUUCGCGUGGACGGCCGUGCACCUCGCCAACAUCGUCAACAGCGCGGGCCAGUCCGACCGCGACUCGGACUCGGAGGGCGAGCGCCGCCCGGCCUGGACCGACCGCCGCCGCCGGGCCCCGCAGGAGCGCGCCACGGGCGCAGACGACGCCUGCAGCUUCUCAGGCUUCCGGCCAGCCACGCUCACCGUCACCAACUUCUUCAAGCAGGAGGCUGAGCGGCUCAGCGACGAGGACCUCUUCAAGUUCCUGGCCGACAUGCGACGCCCGUCUUCCCUGCUGAGACGCCUGCGGCCCGUGACAGCCCAGCUCAAGAUCGACAUCUCCCCGGCGCCUGAGAACCCACCGUUCUGCCUGUCCCCGGAGCUGCUGCACGUCAAGCCCUACCCGGACCCCCGGGGCCGGCCCACCAAGGAGAUCCUGGAGUUCCCGGCAAAGGAGGUGUACGCCCCACACACCUGCUACAGGAACCUCCUGUACGUAUACCCGCACAGCCUCAACUUCAGCAGCCGCCAGGGCUCCGUGCGCAACCUCGCCGUGCGGCUGCAGUACAUGGCGGGCGAGGACCCCAGCCAGGCCCUGCCGGUCAUCUUCGGCAAGUCCAGCUGCAGUGAGUUCACGCGGGAGGCCUUCACCGCCGUGGUGUACCACAACAAGUCCCCCGAGUUUUACGAGGAGUUUAAGCUGCGGCUCCCGGCCUGCGUCGCGGAGAACCACCAUCUGCUGUUCACUUUUUACCACGUCAGCUGCCAGCCGCGGCCCGGCAUGGCGCUGGAGACGCCCAUAGGUUUUACCUGGGUACCCCUGCUGCAGCAUGGGCGCCUGCGGACCGGCCCCCUCUGCCUGCCCGUGGCCGUGGACCAGCCCCCGCCCAGCUACUCUGUGCUCACGCCCGAGGUGGCACUCCCGGGCAUGCGCUGGGUGGACGGUCACAAGGGCGUGUUCAGCGUGGAGCUCACAGCCGUGUCCUCCGUACAUCCCCAGGACCCCCACCUGGACAAAUUCUUCACCCUGGUCCACGUCCUGGAGGAAGGGGCCUUCCCGUUCCGGCUCAAGGACGCCGUGCUGAGCGAGGGCACGGUGGAGCAGGAGCUGCGGGCCAGCCUGGCCGCCCUGCGCCUCGCCAGCCCCGAGCCCCUGGUGGCUUUCUCCCACCACGUCCUAGACAAGCUCAUGCGCCUGGUCGUGCAGCCCCCCAUCAUCGGCGGCCAGAUGGUGAACCUGGGCCGUGGGGUCUUCGAAGCCAUGGCCCACGUGGUCAGCCUGGUCCACCGGAGCCUGGAGUCGGCGCAGGACGCCCACGGCCACUGCCCGCUGCUGGCCGCUUACGUCCACUAUGCCUUCCGUCUCCCUGGCACCGAGCCCAGCCUUCCGGGCGGAGCCGUGCAGGCCACCACGCUGGCCCGGGGCUCCGGCCGCCCGGCCAGCCUCUACCUGGCCCGCUCCAAGAGCAUCAGCAACAGUAACCCCGACCUGGCCGGGCCCCCAGGCUCGCUGGACGACGAGGUCUCCCGCAUCCUGGCCAGCAAGGGCGUCGACCGCUCCCACUCCUGGGUGAAUUCCGCCUACGCUCCGGGCGGCAACAAGGCCGUGCUGCGGCGGGCGCCCCCUUACUGCGGGGCUGAGCCCAGACAGCUGCUGCACGAGGAGCUGGCCCUGCAGUGGGUGGUGAGCGGCAGUGCAGUGCGCGAGGCUGUGCUGCACCAUGCCUGGUUCUUCUUCAAGCUCAUGGUGAAGAGCAUGGCCCUGCACCUGCUGCUGGGCCAGCGGCUGGACACUCCUCGAAAGCUGCGCUUCCCAGGCCGCUUCCUGGAUGACAUCAAGUCCCUGGUGGGCUCGGUGGGCCUGGAGAUCAUCACACGGGCACACAAGGACACUGAGCUGGCAGAGCGCCUCAACGCCAGCCUGGCCUUCUUCCUGAGCGACCUCCUGUCCCUGGCCGACCGCGGCUUCGUCUUCCACCUGGUCCGCAGUCACUACAAGCAGGUGGCCGCCCGGCUGCAGUCCGCUGCGAACCCCACAGCGCUGCUGAGCUUGCGCGUGGAUUUCACCCGUAUCCUGUGCAGCCAUGAGCACUACGUGACCCUCAACCUGCCCUGCUGCCCCCUGUCGCCGCCCGCCUCGCCCUCCCCCUCCGUGUCCUCCACCGCCUCCCAGAGCUCCACCUUCUCCAGCCAGGCCCCGGACCCCAAGGUGACCCUCAUGUUCGAGCUGAGCGGGCCGUUCCGGCAGCAGCACUUCCUGGCUGGGCUGCUGCUGACCGAGUUGGCGUUGGCCCUCGAUCCCGAGGCCGAGGCGGCACCGUUACUGCACAAGAAGGCCAUCAGCGCCGUACACAACCUGCUCUGCAGCCACGACACGGACCCCCGCUACACGGACCCCGCCGUGAAGGCCCGCGUGGCCGAGCUGUACCUGCCGCUGCUGUCGCUCGCCCGGGACACCUUACCGCGCCUGCAUGACUUUGCCGAGGGCCCUGCUCAGCGCUCCAGGCUGGCUUCCAUGCUCGACUCGGACACGGACAGUGAGGGGGACUUCGGAGGGGGCAUCAACCCCUCCGUGGCCAUGGCCAUCGCCGGCGGCCCGCUGGCGCCCGGCGCACGCAGCAGCAUCGCCCAGGGGCCACCCACGGCGCCCCGCGCGGGCUGGCCCCUGUCUGCCGAGUCCAGCCGCACCCUGCUGGCCUGUGUGCUGUGGGUGCUGAAGAACGCGGAGCCCGCCCUGCUGCAGCGCUGGAUCGCCGACCUGGCCCUGCCCCAGCUGGGGCGGCUGCUCGACCUGCUGUGUCUCUGCCUGGCCGCCUUCGAGUACAAGGGAAAGAAGGUUUUCGAACGGAUUAACAGCCUGACAUUCAAGAAGUCGCUGGACAUGAAGGCGCGGCUGGAGGAGGCCAUCCUGGGCACCAUUGGGGCGCGCCAGGAGAUGGUGCGACGCAGCCGGGAGAGGAGCCCGUUUGGCAACCAGGACAAUGUCCGCUGGCGCAAGAGCGUCACGCACUGGAGGCAGCCCUCCGACCGCGUGGACAGGAGCAAAGAAGAGGUAGAACACGAGGCCUUGGUGGACGGAAACCUGGCGACCGAGGUGAGCCUGGUGGUGCUGGACACGCUGGAGAUCGUGGUGCAGACGGUCAUGCUGUGCGAGGCUCGGGAGAGCGUGCUGGGAGCCGUGCUCAAGGUAGUCCUGUACAGCCUGGGCAGCGCCCAGAGCGCCCUCUUCCUGCAGCACGGCCUGGCCACCCAGCGGGCCCUGGUCUCCAAGUUCCCGGAGCUGCUGUUUGAGGAAGACACGGAGCUGUGCGCCGACCUCUGCCUGCGGCUGCUGCGCCACUGUGGCAGCCGCGUGUGCACCAUCCGCGCGCACGCCAGCGCCUCGCUGUACCUGCUUAUGCGCCAGAACUUCGAAAUCGGCAACAACUUUGCGCGCGUCAAGAUGCAGGUGACCAUGUCGCUCUCGUCCCUCGUGGGGACGACCCAGAACUUCAGCGAAGAGCACCUGCGACGCUCGCUCAGGACCAUCCUCACCUAUGCCGAGGAGGACGCGGGCCUGCGGGACAGCACCUUCGCCGAGCAGGUCCAGGACCUGAUGUCCAACCUGCACAUGAUCCUGACGGACACGGUGAAGAUGAAGGCGUACCAGGAGGACCCCGACAUGCUCAUGGACCUCAUGUACAGGAUCGCCCGGGGUUACCAGGGCUCCCCCGACCUGCGGCUGACCUGGCUGCAGAACAUGGCGGGCAAGCACGCCCAGCUGGGUAACCACGCGGAGGCGGCCCAGUGCAUGGUGCACGCGGCCGCGCUGGUGGCCGAGUACCUGGCCCUGGUGGAGGACAGCCGCCACCUGCCCGUGGGCUGCGUGUCCUUCCAGAACAUCUCGUCCAACGUCCUGGAGGAGUCGGCCAUCUCCGAUGACAUCCUGUCGCCGGACGAGGAGGGCUUCUGCACGGGGAAGCACUUCACGGAGCUGGGGCUGGUGGCGCUGCUCGAGCAGGCCGCUGCUCACUUCACCACGGGCGGGCUGUACGAGGCCGUAAAUGAGGUCUACAAGAACCUCAUCCCCAUCCUGGAAGCCCACCGGGAUUACAAGAAGCUGGCGGCUGUGCACGGCAAGCUGCAGGACGCGUUCACCAAGAUCAUGUGCCAGAGCUCCGGCUGGGAGCGCGUGUUCGGGACCUACUUCCGCGUGGGCUUCUAUGGAGCGCGCUUCGGGGACCUGGACGGGCAGGAGUUCGUGUACAAAGAACCCUCCAUCACCAAGCUGGCGGAGAUCUCGCACCGGCUGGAGGAAUUCUACACCGAGAGGUUUGGGCCGGACGUGGUGGACAUCAUCAAGGACUCGAACCCCGUGGACAAAUCCAAGCUGGACCCACACAAGGCCUACAUGCAGAUCACCUACGUGGAGCCGCACUUCGACGCGUACGAGCUCAAGGACCGAGUGACCUACUUCGACCGCAACUACGGGCUGCGCACCUUCCUCUUCUGCACGCCCUUCACGCCCGACGGCCGCGCGCACGGCGAGCUGCCGGUGCAGCACAAGCGGAAGACGCUGCUCAGCACCGACCACGCCUUCCCCUACAUCAAGACGCGCAUCCGCGUGUGCCACCGCGAGGAGAUGGUGCUGACCCCCGUGGAGGUGGCCAUCGAAGACAUGCAGAGGAAGACGUGCGAGCUGGCCUUCGCCACGGAGCAGGACCCGCCCGACGCCAAGAUGCUGCAGAUGGUGCUGCAGGGCUCCGUGGGGCCCACGGUGAACCAGGGACCCCUGGAGGUGGCACAGGUGUUUCUAACCGAGAUCCCCGAAGACCCCAAACUUUUCCGACAUCACAACAAACUGCGGCUGUGCUUCAAGGACUUCUGCAAGAAGUGCGAGGACGCCCUGCGGAAAAAUAAAAGCCUAAUAGGGCCGGACCAGAAGGAGUACCACCGCGAGCUGGAGCGGCACUACUGCCGCCUGCGGGAGGCCCUGCAGCCGCUGCUCAGCCAGCGCCCGCCCCAGCUGCUGGCAUCGGCCCCCGGCAGCCUCAGGAACUCCCUAAACAGAGGAAGCUUCCGGAAGGCAGCGCCUUGAGCACACCCCAGGGCCCCCGGCGCGGGGAGCGCCCUGUCCAGGCUGCACUGGCUCCUCCGUCUGCUCCUACUCCAUGUUGCACUGACACUUCCUCCCCCAUGCCCCCUAAUUUUUUUAAUUUAAAAUGUUUUUUAUAAGCAUCUCGUGUGAUCUGGUGGGGUGGGG